Molecule: messenger RNA, 1932 nt
Organism: Pocillopora verrucosa
Lineage: Eukaryota; Metazoa; Cnidaria; Anthozoa; Scleractinia; Pocilloporidae
Product: neuropeptide SIFamide receptor-like
Biological process (GO): G protein-coupled receptor signaling pathway
Cellular component (GO): plasma membrane
Molecular function (GO): G protein-coupled receptor activity
Source: RefSeq, a predicted model, not a curated record
UGUUAAUCACCUGUAAGAUCUUUCCCAACAGCUCAGUAGUGCGGCAAGGAAUUCACUAAUUUUAAUUUUCCCAGCCUGGCGAUGUCGUUGGCCAACGAAACCUUCAAUUAUACCCCCAAGAACGAAAGCGCCCAAAACGAGGACUGCUUUGAGAAUGAUUUAACAGCUGUUAAAAUGGCCAGGAUCGUUCCUUAUUGCUUGCUGCUUGUAGUAUCUCUUCUUGGAAAUUCUGCGAUCAUUGCCGCGGUAUGGAAAGAACAGCGCCUGAGGAAAACGGUUAACUUUUUCAUGGUCAACAUGUGUACUGCAGACCUUUUAAUAACAUUGUACAUGCCUCGCUCGCUGUCUGUGUGGCAUGAUGGCUAUAAAUGGCAGCUAUACGGUACAUUGGGACUUGUGGUAUGUAAGUUCGCUGUUUUCAUGCAUCAAACUGCCAUUUGCGUUUCCAUAUUCACUGUGGUAGCCAUCAGCUUUGAUCGAUUUUUCGCUGUGAUAUUGCCGUUGAGGACCAUUAUUACGAAGAAAAUUUGUCGAAUCAUUAUUACAAUGAUAUGGUUCUCAUCCGUCGUUAUUCGUUUGCCGAUGUUGUAUGGCCUGAAACUUAUUAACACCAACAAUGGCGAAACGAGUUGUCAUCUGUCAUUAGACGAUGUGUUCUACCAAGGAGCCGAAAGGACCUAUUACAAUUUUACCCUCAUUGGCCUCUUUGCUGUGCCUUUAGCAGUGAUAGUUGUGCUGUAUUCGGCCAUUUUAAUUUCCCUGAAACUACGAAAAGCACCCGGAGAAGAAAUCGCAGGAAGAGAGCAUACAAGAGACACACGGAUAAAGAAGAAAGUUCUUCGAAUGGUGUUGAUAGUGGUGGCUGCAUUUGUGCUCUGCUGGUUGCUCUACUUUGUCCAACUCAUUUUAUUUUCGUACAAAAUACAAGUGGGCUGUGAAGUUUUAUUUUUCAGAUUGUUUUUGGCUGAUCUAAACAGUGCAGUGAAUCCAUGUUUGUGCUUCGCUUUAAACGAGAACUUCCGUACGGGAUUGAAACGCAUUCUGGUUCGCUGCGCGCUUUGUAGUGGUAUUCUCAGCGAGGAGAAUUCCUCGAAAAAGGUGUUUCCGACAAGCACAAUGAAUCUGUGGAAAACUCAACAAAAUGACGAUGAACAAAGUUGAAAAUGCGGACAAAAAGAAAGCGUAAGCGUGCCCAUCAACAAACGGUUCGAAACGAAAAAAAUUACAUCUUCCCUUUCAGUAUUUGAAUUACGAAAGAACUGAUUAGCGCCCGCUGUUUGGCACAAGGCCUAAAAUUGAAGAAAAGUAUCUGAGUUUGACAAGAUGUUGACAAAAAGCUCAAAUUGGCGAUGAAUACGAGCCUCGAUGGUAAAACAACAGUGUGACGACUUUAAUUCGACCUUGUCCUGGGGUUUUUGUUCAACAUUUUUCCUGGCUUUGAUUUUGUUCUUUCGCUCAGCCCUUCUUUACGUUGAAUAUAUCUAAGUGAGCAAAACAUCAAUCUGUUUCUCCUGGAGAAACUACCCGCUGAAUUCGUGACCGAAGGGGAAGGAAAUCUUUUGUUGCAAAUACUUACAAAUACCCAAAUCUCAUAAAGAUAUCUAAUACAUGACCGACAUACCGAAAAAACCGAGUAGUUCCGGGGGAAUGUUCAAUAUGUGUCGGCUUUAUCUCUGAAAAUCAGUAUGCAUAUUCUCCAUACUGUUCCUCGUAAAUUUCCUGAAGUGCUGACCAGGAGAAUUUGUCUAACAAUCAAGAGCUCUUUUAGAUGAUGAUCGUUUUCUGUACUCUCGUAACUUUGAUGUGUGAUUCAGGGGGGAUAUUGUAAGGAGAAAUUAGAUUUUAGUCACUCUUGUAGGUCAAUUCAUUGAUACAAGUCAUAAAGCAGCUGAAAUCGUCUUUGAGUGUCGAACGCUCGAAAUAAAGUAAACA